Leptosia nina is the source of this 2181-nucleotide messenger RNA. Lineage: Eukaryota; Metazoa; Arthropoda; Insecta; Lepidoptera; Pieridae. The record is from the annotation of a GenBank genome assembly.
AUGAAGAGGAGUUCCUCAAGAGACAGUUUACCUCGGUCGAAAAGGACGCGUAGUAGUAUCGGGAGAUACGACGAUAGUUCUGAUGAGCGCGCUACGCCGGAUAGGGUGCGCAGGCGAGUCCGUUCGCCUAGUCCUCGAGGUCGGUAUGUGUCUCCGCAUAGAGACGAUUACGUUAGGUCUCGCGAAGUGAGAGAGGAGUCAGUGCGGCCUUAUUAUAAGGUGCUGUGUGUUAGUGCUCUACACCCUAAAGCUUCUGAUGAGAUUGUAAAAGAUACUCUCUAUAGAGAAUAUAAGAAGUUUGGAGACUUCAGUAUUAAGAUUUCACAUGAACUAGAUGAGCGUGUGGCGUAUGUUUGUUUCAGAAGUGUUGAAGACGCUCGUGACGCCAAACAUGCGAAACCACGUAUUAUUCUGUAUGAUAAGGUUGCUAUUGUAGAUCCUGUAUAUGAACCAGUUCGUUCGGAAUAUAGGAGCCGGCCGAGAAGCAUCACCCCUCCAGAUUAUGAUCGCCCCUAUUCCUAUGCUUGGUCCCCAGUGCCUGAACGACGAAGACCACCACCUGAUGAUAGAGGUUAUGGAAUUCCCCCUACUGUACCACCCCACCAUAGAGAUUUUAGACCUCCAAUCCAUGAAUACCCAUUAGCAGGUCCACAUGGACCUCCAAUGCAUCGCCCACCAAUGCACCACCCACCACAUCCUCAUUAUAUACCAAGACCAUAUAUGCCUAGACCUCAUCAUCCAGGUUUUGAAAAGACAGAGAACAAGAAAGAUAAAUUUCCUAACUAUCUUCAUCAUGUUCAACCAGAAGAUGAUCCUCUAGCAACAAGAACCCUUUUUGCAGGAAAUUUAGAAAUCAACAUAUCAGAUGAAGAAUUACGUCGUAUAUUUGGACGUUAUGGCAUUGUUGAAGACAUUGAUAUUAAGAGACCUCCACCAGGAACAGGAAAUGCCUUUGCAUUUGUACGCUAUCAAACACUGGAUAUGGCACACCGGGCUAAAGUGGAACUGUCUGGUCAAUAUAUUGGCAAAUUUCAAUGUAAAAUUGGUUAUGGUAAGGCUACUCCAACAACUCGUGUUUGGGUGGGUGGUCUGGGGCCUUGGACAUCAGUUGCACAACUAGAACGAGAGUUUGAUAGAUUUGGAGCUAUUAAGAAAAUUGAAUAUGCAAAAGGGGAGCCUCAUGCUUAUAUAUUGUAUGAUUCUAUAGAUGCUGCACAAGCUGCUGUGAAAGAAAUGAGAGGAUUCCCCUUAGGCGGGCCAGAAAGACGCCUACGUAUUGAUUUUGCUGAUGCUGGAAAUGGUGGUCCUUACAGACCUAAAACUUAUGCUCCACCAGUGGGUGAAGAUGGACGACCGGUAGAGGGAUAUGAAGCAUAUGACAGUACAUGGGACGACAGUUAUGGGUAUGCUGGUUAUAGAGGCAGGGGUGGUCACCGUGGUCGCGGACGCGGAACCUAUAGAGGUGUCUACCAUGGUUCAGGAGACUACCGCGAUGACGAGUGGCGCCGGCCACCUGACACAGACUAUGAUAGCCGAAUACGUAGGUCAGGUUCUCGAGAGCCUGGUGUCGACCGUUCAAGGUCACGAACACCAAGACGACGUUCACCGGAUAGCGAUUCAGAUGGUUCACCUCGUAGAAGUGGUGGUAUGCUCUCCUCAGCUAGGACCCUCCCUGAGGUUGUUCGUAAAGCUUUGACUGUUUGGAACGGAGCUUUGAUUCUUAAGAACUCUCUCUUCCCUACCAAAUUUCACCUCACAGAUGGUGAUUCAGAUAUCAUUGACAGCCUUAUGAAAGAUGAAGAUGGCAAGAAUCAGUUAAGAAUAACCCAAAGGCUUAGACUAGAUCAACCAAAACUGGAUGAUGUACAAAAGCGUAUAGCCACAUCAAGCUCCCAUGCAAUAUUUUUAAGCGUAGCAGGGUCUACAGCCUCUAUUACAAAUGACGAUGCAAGCAUACAGACACGUCCUAUGAGGAAUUUGGUUUCAUAUCUAAAGCAAAAAGAGGCUGCUGGUGUAAUUUCACUUCUCAAUAAGGAGACUGAGGCCACUGGAGUCUUAUACUCUUUCCCUCCUUGCGACUUCUCAACUGAAUUGUUAAAACGCACUUGCCAUAACCUCACUGAAGAGAGCCUCAAGGAGGACCAUUUGGUAAUCGUAGUGGUCCGCGGUGGCUCAGCAUAA